This is a messenger RNA of Trichosurus vulpecula (common brushtail), 2053 nucleotides long. Its product is annotated as plexin-A1-like. Gene Ontology annotation, cellular component: semaphorin receptor complex. Gene Ontology annotation, molecular function: protein binding; semaphorin receptor activity. Bases 92 to 2053 code for a protein of 653 amino acids. The transcript has 6 exons. NCBI's taxonomy places the organism in Eukaryota, Metazoa, Chordata, Mammalia, Diprotodontia, Phalangeridae. Gene Ontology annotation, biological process: positive regulation of axonogenesis; regulation of cell shape; negative regulation of cell adhesion. The record is from RefSeq and is a predicted model, not a curated record.
GCUGUCUCCCUAAUACCCUAGAUGUGGAGCCCUGAAGGAUCUGAGAGGUUAUUGGACCACUUGCCUCCCCUCCCCCUUUCCAACUGCUGCCAUGAGUACAGCCGUUUGUCCCUGGGCCCUCCUGCUGCUGGGGGGUGUGUGGGCGGUGGCCAGUAGUGCCGAAUCCCCCUUCCGGACCUUCCCGGUGAGCGACUGGAGUUUGACCCACCUGGUUGUCCACAACAAGACUGGAGAGGUGUACGUGGGGGCCGUCAACCGCAUCUACAAGCUCUCAAGCAAUCUGACCCUGCUGCGGACCCACGUCACGGGCCCCGUAGAUGACAAUGAGAAGUGCUACCCGCCUCCCAGUGUCCAGUCCUGCCCCCACGGGCUGGUGACCACCAACAACGUCAACAAGCUCCUCCUGGUGGACUAUGCGGCCAACCGGCUCAUUGCCUGUGGGAGCACGUCCCAGGGCAUCUGCCAGUUCUUACGCCUCGACGACCUCUUCAAGCUGGGCGAGCCCCAUCACCGCAAGGAGCACUACCUGUCCAGCGUCAAUGAGUCGGGCACGAUGUCUGGCGUCCUCAUCGAGGUCCCCGGCGGGCACGACAAGCUCUUCAUCGGCACCCCCAUUGACGGCAAGUCCGAGUACUUCCCCACCCUGUCCAGCCGCAAGCUGAUGGAGAGUGAGGAGAAUGCGGAGAUGUUCGGCUUCGUCUACCAGGAUGAGUUUGUGUCGUCCCAGCUCAAGAUCCCCUCUGACACCCUGUCCAAAUUCCCAGCCUUCGACAUCUACUAUAUCUACAGCUUCAGCAGCGAGCAGUUCGUCUACUACCUGACCCUGCAGCUGGACACUCAGCUGACCUCGCCAGACUCCACAGGCGAGCAGUUCUUCACCUCCAAGAUCGUCCGCCUCUGUGUGGAUGACCCCAAGUUCUAUUCCUAUGUGGAGUUCCCCAUUGGCUGUGUGCAGGGUGGUGUCGAGUACCGCCUGGUGCAGGAUGCCUACCUGAGCAAGCCUGGCAAGGCCCUGGCCCGCCAGCUUGGCGUGUCCGAGGGCGAAGAUGUGCUCUUCACCGUGUUUGCCCAGGGCCAGAAGAACCGAGUCAAGCCCCCCAAGGAGUCCGUCCUCUGCCUCUUCACCCUCAAGAAGAUCAAGGACAAGAUUAAAGAGAGAAUCCAGUCAUGUUACCGGGGAGAGGGCAAGCUCUCCCUGCCCUGGCUGCUGAAUAAGGAGCUGGGCUGCAUCAACUCGCCUCUGCAGAUUGAUGAUGAUUUUUGUGGGCAAGACUUUAACCAGCCUCUGGGUGGGACUGUGACCAUCGAGGGCACACCACUCUUUGUGGACAAGGAAGAUGGCAUGACAUCAGUGGCUGCCUAUGACUACCAGGGCCACACAGUCGUCUUUGCAGGGACCCGGAGCGGCCGCAUCAAAAAGAUAAAUGCAGAAGGCCACGUGUUGUGCGUUGUAGUGGAGAAAGCCUGGAACCUGGAGUUGGAACGCGUGGGUUCUGGCUUUGGUGGCUGCAUAGGCCCCACCGGUCAUUCUUCCAGUCCCCCUGGUUCCAGCCAUGGAAGCAUCCGGGAUUCUUCCCCCUCAGCCCCCGUCUCCUGUCUGUUGCUAGGCCUUGGCAUCGCAUCUCUUGAGUCUCUUUUGCCCAAUCCCACAGCCUACACCUUCGUUCAGACCCUCAUUGCCUCUAAUAACUGCUACUGUUGCAUUCACUUCCCUUCUCAGACUGCCUGUGCCUUGGGAGAGGGAGGAGAGCGGCUUUCUUCUGCCGCUGAAGAGGACGGGCGGGUCUGGUUGCCGGAGGCUCCCCUGGAAGAUCGGGUGUCUGCUGAGGCAGCUCUUUGCUGUCCUCCAGCCGCUGCCGGCUCCACGCCCCCCUACCUCUCCCUAGCUCUGCUGCUGAGCCAGCAUGGGCCAAGAAACAACUACGUCUCCAGGGAGAAGGGACUCCUUUUAGAUCGGGGCUGCGGGAAAAGCAUGACGGCACGGGCUGCAUUUCGGUCUUCGGGCUGGGACCGUGUGCCAGUUACCGGGAUGGGAGCCGCAUCCCAUCCUUAA